Messenger RNA from Tremella mesenterica DSM 1558, 1212 nucleotides. RefSeq lists its product as uncharacterized. The record is from RefSeq and is a predicted model, not a curated record. The transcript is spliced from 10 exons. NCBI's taxonomy places the organism in Eukaryota, Fungi, Basidiomycota, Tremellomycetes, Tremellales, Tremellaceae. Gene Ontology annotation, molecular function: oxidoreductase activity. The coding region runs from base 1 to 1212 and encodes 403 amino acids.
AUGCCCAUCUCUACUCAACCUCAUUUCACCUACACACCCUUACCACUUCCUCCUCAUGUAAAGGCAGAGGCCUUCAAAGAUCUAGGAAGGGAGGUAAAGGGGUACGAUCCCGCCAUUGUCACCCCUGAACAGAUGGAUGAGAUUAUUGAAAUGUUGUAUCGGUAUUCCAUAUUGUUAUUCAAAAAUGUCAAACUCACCCCUAAACAACAAUACGAAAUGACACUUGCCUUUGACCCCGCUGCUCAAAGCUACGGACAUGGCAACAACAAGACUGGGAAAGAGAAAGCAUCGAUACUCCACCCGGACCUCAAAACUAUCCCUCAUCAACCUCAAGUCCAACUUAUCGGGAACGGUAAAGUCCCGGGGAUGUACGAAGGUUUAGACAGCCCUCAAUUGAAACACCCUCAUCAUAAGACAUUUCAUAAAACUCCUAUCUCACAGGAAGAUGAAGAUGCCGGAGCUACGAGGUUUUAUCGAUGGCACAUCGAUGCUGCUCUGUACGCCCUUUCACCACCCAAGGUCACCACACUAUACGCUGUAUCGGUGCCUAAGGGUGCCCCUCAAAUCUGCCGAUAUGACGAUGGGACAGGAGACGAAGUGACCGUACCUCUGGGGGGAACAGCUUUCGUGAGCGGUAAAACCAUGUUUGAUAUCCUUCCCGCAGAGCUCAAGUCGUUGGCCGUGAGAACCAAGGUCAAAUAUGCACCUCAUCCUUACGUCUGGAUGUCAAAAGCCCACGCCUUACCAACUGGGUUGGGUAUCGAGAAUGAGGGUUUGGAGCUGAGUCUGGACGAGUUGCCAGAGUGGGAAGAGUCCAAAGUCAAGUUGUUCCCCAUGUGCUGGAGAAACCCAGUGACCGGUCAUCUCCAUGUCCAGGUUCAUCCAUGUGGCGCUCAAGCACUUCACAUCGACCCUCUCCCGGCGGGUGCGGAUAGAGAUCACGCCUUGUACCCCGAUGGAGGAGAGGUGAAGGAUUUGAAAGAGGUUCGUGAGAUUUUGUACCGUAUCCAGCGACCAGGUAUAGCUCCAGAGCUGGUGUAUGCGCAAGACUGGGACGAGGGAGAUCUGGUCUUGUUUCAUAAUCGUGGCUUGCUCCACUCGGUCGUUGGAGCAUUCAAGGAAGAUCAGUUGAGGAUGUUUCACCAGUGUAAUCUUGCCGCAUCUGAUGAUCCUGUUGGGCCAACGGCAGAAGAUGUGGAGAUGUACGCAUGA